Messenger RNA from Paramormyrops kingsleyae, 3322 nucleotides. NCBI's taxonomy places the organism in Eukaryota, Metazoa, Chordata, Actinopteri, Osteoglossiformes, Mormyridae. The record is from RefSeq and is a predicted model, not a curated record.
UUUUUCAAACGUCGGAUUCAUUGUGGAGAAAUAAAAUCACACGUUUCAUUAAAAACAACGCUGGUAUUGAGCUUUUUAUAGGUUUGGUUCACUUGCGAUGAACGAAGUGUUGAACAAAAAUUCAAGGAAAGCACACCUCUUUUUUAACUUCAUCAGGAAGUGAAAUACUCGACCAAGGCAGAUGAAGCCGUGAGGAGCAUCAUCUUGUUUUUUUCCAUUUCGUCAUUUUGGGAGGAUAACCUGACAUUUUUGAGAUGUCAGACGGCCCUGACUGUUAUUCCAUGAAUAUUAACCUGCUGAGAGAGCCUGUUCUGAGGCGACUCUGCGAGAUACUGGACAAGACAAAUAGCAAAGGAUGGCGUAAACUGGGAGAAGUGGUCAGCAAUGACAGACGCUUCAGAGUGAGCUCGGACGAGAUGGAGCGAUGCUCCCUGAAAGUUCUGGAGCUGGAGGGAAGCCCAACGCGCAGUUUACUGAGGCUCAUGGGAGAUCGUGGCUGCCUGCUAAAGGACCUGGUGGACUUCCUGCAAGCUAUGGACCACACCGAGGCUCUUCAGUGCAUUAAGCCCGCUGACCCGUCACCGUCACUAGGAAUAAGAAUUGUCAUGCAACCCCAGUCUGUAUCCGCUGUACCUGGCCAAACGGUUCGACUUGACUGUCACGCCAUGGGAAAUCCAGGCAUGCAGUACCAGUGGUUCAAAACAAAAGAUGAGGUGCCUAAUGGAAUUUCCCCAGAACUGGAAUUUAGUCCAGUGCAAGUAAAGGAUACCGGUUACUACAUCUGCCGGGUAAAUUAUGGCGGCACCUUUGAGUUCAGCAAUUGGGCCCAGGUGGAGAUUCUGGAUGCCACACUGACAAGCGGCAUGAUGUCCCAGUCCUUAGAGGGCCGGGUGAAGGUUGUGCUGCAGCCCCAGGAUCAGAGGCUGCCCGAGGAGGCCGUGUUGGAGUUGGAGUGCGGGGCAGUGGGGAGACCCAUACCGCAGUAUCAGUGGUACAGGAACGGGGUGCCCCUCCAGCACGCCUGCAAGAGGAAAUACACGGUCCAUGUAGCGACCAAGGAGCACGAGGGGAAGUACCGCUGCAUGGUGUCCAUCAAGGAUGAGCGCACGUGGUCGCGGGAAGCUGAGGUCCUCAUAGACAGUGAUGAUACCACCAGGUACCGGACUGCAGAAAAGCCCUUUGCAACCGACAAAGUCGCAUUGUUGAUCGGGAACCUGUCGUACCAGAACCAUCCGCAGCUAAGGGCACCCAUGGUCGAUGUGUACGACCUCACCAACUUGCUGCGGCAGCUCAACUUCAAGGUGGUGUCCCUGCUGGACCUCACUGAGUCAGAAAUGCGCAACGCCGUCGACGAAUUCCUGCUGCUUCUGCACAAAGGCGUGUAUGGACUCCUGUACUACGCGGGCCACGGCUACGAGAACUACGGCAACAGCUUCAUGGUCCCCGUGGACGCCCCCAACCCCUACCGCUCGGCCAACUGCCUCUGCGUGCAGAGCAUCCUGAAGCUGAUGCAGGAGAAGGAGACUGGCCUGAACGUCUUCCUGCUAGACAUGUGCAGGAAGAGGAACAUCCACGAUGAUACUACACCCAACGUCGUGUUGAGAGUCACAGCUAACAUCGUCUUUGGAUAUGCGACGUGCCAGGACGCAGAGGCAUUCGAGCUGAACUCCAGCGGAUUCACCAAUGGCGUCUUCAUCAAGUUCCUUAAAAAGCGCCUCCUGGAGGACGAGAAGAUCACGGUGCUGCUGGACCGAGUGGCAGAGGACAUGGGUCAGUUUGACCCCACCAAGGGCAAACAGGCCCUGGAAAUCCGCAGCAGCCUGUCGGAGAGGCGCUCUCUAACCGACCCCAUCCUGCCCAGAGGCUGCUCGGACGAGGCCCAGGCUCGCAACCUGCAGUGGGCAAAGGCGCACGAACUGCCCGAGAGCAUGUCCCUGAACUUUGACUGCGGGGUGCAGAUCAAAAUGGGCUUCGCUGCAGAGUUCUCCAACGUGCUGGUCAUCUACACCAGCAUCGUGAAGAAGCCCGAAGACAUAUCAUCCUGCCAGGCCUAUGUCACCAACUUCAGCCCGGAGCUUGACGUGGACCCCAAGGAGAUGAACAGGGUGACCCCUGAGGAAACUGGAAGCUACCUGCUGUCCAAGAAUCUGCCUCAACACUGCCUGUAUACCCGCCUGAGCUGCCUGCAAAAGCUCCGGGAGCAUCUGGUCUUCACAGUUUGCCUUCAGGGCUCCUUCACAGCCGUGGAGGAGCUGGUAGACUGGACCAUGGAGGUGAACAUCGGGAAGCCUCUGAUCGCCAAGCUGGACCUGCACCGGCCCGUGCGCCGCAAUAGCUGCCUGCAGACAUGCCUGAUGCCCCACAGCCCCUCCCACAGCCCCUGCCACAGCCCCGGGGCCGAGCAUCUCCAGCAGCACUGCUACUUCCCGUCAGCACACGGGAGCACGUACCUCGAAGUAUAUGAGCCUUCCCAUAGCUCCCACGGCGCCCUCUACUGGGGGCACCCGCACUGCGAUCCUCCCUUCUACAGUCGCUACCACAUGGGUGACGGUGAUGAAGACCCUCCCUUUCUGGAGUCCCACAGUAGAAUUAACAUUCCCAUAGAAGCCACGGACGACAUUGACGAUCUGCAGACAAGCUUCAUCAACAGCCUGCAGAUUCACGGCCAGCAAUGACACGCUGGUCACUGGGCCAAACAGUAGCAUGUUGUUACCCGUAGCAUCCUAACAGUCCUUGUUCCUGUUUUAUUUGUAUGACAGCUGGUUGUAAAUGUGUAGAAUUUUGUCAUAUAUACUUUGUGAAUGUAACCAGUACCCAGAAGGAUUCUGCUCUGUAAAAUAGCCAGCUGUAAAAAUGGGUAAAACUGUGACUUUAGGAAAAUAAUAUGUCUUUCAUUUUUUGUUGCCAAUAAGGUUUCAUCCGCGGUGAGUACUGUCUGAAUAAUCUCCUCUGCAGCGUAGCACUUAAGUCGUUAUUACAUUUCUCAUUACAUAAGCCGCAGACGGGGAUUACCUUAAGCCACUCUAUCUGCAUAUUGAUACCAUCACCGAUUACGCUUGAAAUCUCCGCUACCUAGUUAAUUCUUGCCAAGUCAGAAUAUUUCAUUUCCUGUCGGUGCCUGAAAGCUCGAGGCCUCGGCGUAUCCAGCAUAGUGUCUUAUGCAGCACUGUUGGUCAGUUGGAAGCAGGACAGCAUUGGCUUCGUUUCCGUGCACUGGACAGAAGAUGUGCUGUUCGGACAUCCCUGGUAUUACAAAUGCAAGUUGUGUGGAUUAUUAUUGUCUGUCUUAUUACUAUUAAUAAAAUGUUGGUUAUUUAAUGUA